AUGACCGAUCCACGCCCGUAUCAUGUACUCAGCUAUGGCACCCUGCUGGGAACCCAAGUCUUCCAGACAUCUCAGUCAUUUGUCGGAGGGAUAGUGGCUUUCCGGGCCCUUCCGCGACCACAAUUCGCUACAUUGCAAACCGCAAUCUUCCCGGUAUAUUUCUCGAUGCAGACUGCAUUACCCAUCGUGGUCGCCCUGACCGCGAGCAGACAGGGGCAGGCCCUUGGUCUACCAGGGCUCCUAGCUCCUGAAAAUCGGAUGAACACUUUGCUUCCUAUGGCUACUGUUGCAAUCACCGGGUUGAUUAACAUGUUUGUUCUGCGUCCGUUGACUGUGAAGACCAUGAGGGAGCGCAAGCACCAAGGCAAGUUACUUUCCCCUUUAAGCCCUGACUUGAGAUCAUUCUCUUACAAAAUACUUGCACCAGAAACCCGCGAUGGCAAAAAGUCCUACGAUGCUCCCCCUCAUUCCAAGGAGAUGAUGGCUCUCAAUAAGAAAUUUGGCCGGAUUCAUGGGCUUUCCAGCAUGGUGAACAUGGUCAGCUUCAUAGCUACCGUCUGGUACGGGGCGAUUCUAAGCAAAAGGCUAGAGUAG
Messenger RNA from Penicillium diatomitis, 594 nucleotides. Its product is annotated as DUF4149 domain-containing protein. The transcript is spliced from 3 exons. NCBI's taxonomy places the organism in Eukaryota, Fungi, Ascomycota, Eurotiomycetes, Eurotiales, Aspergillaceae. The record is from RefSeq and is a predicted model, not a curated record. Bases 1 to 594 code for a protein of 197 amino acids.